Molecule: messenger RNA, 2985 nt
Organism: Trichoderma virens Gv29-8
Lineage: Eukaryota; Fungi; Ascomycota; Sordariomycetes; Hypocreales; Hypocreaceae
Product: histidine kinase HHK3
Exons: 2
Coding region: 1-2985 (994 amino acids)
Biological process (GO): protein autophosphorylation; phosphorelay signal transduction system
Molecular function (GO): phosphorelay sensor kinase activity; histidine phosphotransfer kinase activity
Source: RefSeq, a predicted model, not a curated record
AUGGCAACGGCCUCUGUUAACGGGCGGCCAAAGCCGUUCUUCCCGAAAGCAGACGCCGCCAUCCUAUCGUCAAGACAUGGACUCCCACCGGCUCGCCCGCGAACCGUUUGGCCUGUCUACGAUCCGGACAAUGUCGACAGGCCAAUUGGAGCAUGGACCCCGGAAAUAGAAAAAUCAUUUUAUCCUCCCAAAGUGGAAGCAUUUGCACCAUCACCAAUCCCCGACAAGCCUAUGUGCAUCUCCGACCGAUAUCUGCGCGCCUUUCUAGCUGAGAAUGAGAGGCUUAGGUCGUCCAUGCUUUGGUACUACACUCGCGAUAUCCUCAACGAGACCGAGUUCCUCUCCGGGCUUCAGGAAAAGGCACAUAUAGCGCAGGAAUCCACUGGCUGGGAGUUUGUUGUCAUCGGCAUUCUCGAUGUCAAUUACUACAUUCGCCUAGCAUCCAUAGGGCUUCCUCUGGCCAUCCUUCCACGCGGAGAAACUCUGUGUGCGCACACGGUUACCCAGCCUCCCGGCAAUGUUUUUCUAUUGCCAAAUAUGAUGGAAGACUGGAGAUUCAAACAUUCACCGUACGUUGAGUCUGGCGGGCUCCGGGCAUACGCUGGAGCACCACUUCGCUUGCAAAACGAGUCGGGAGACUGCGUAAGCCUUGGGUCGCUUUGUGUCACUUCAAGAACAAGCCAAGCGCCUUUGACCAAGCCUCAACAACAGACGCUCGCUCGCCUGGCUGACUGGGUUGUCGCCGAUAUUGUCCAAUGUGCGAGAGCGAGACGUCAGCGAGAACGGCGCCGAAUGUCAGAACUGAUCUCCGCUGCACAAGCUGAAGUAGACAAAAAAAUUUCUGAGGAGCCGAUUUUACGGAUACUGAGGGCUACGUAUCCAGAUACAGCAGUUAUUGUACAAUCAUCCAAGGACUCCCGUGUCGAAAUCGAAGAUCAUGACCCUAUACCCCUAGCCGACCUCGAUGAUGGCUUGUGGGAGGACACAGACUACCUUGAUGAUUUCAUUAAUAACUCAAACCAAAAGCCUUUCCCGACAACUAGGGUAGUACGUGCUAUUGUUGCCUCAUGCGACACCUUAGCGGGGCCUUCCCUGCUUGUUGUGGCAUCCAAAGACUUUCGACUUGUGUUUGAUGAUAUUGAUUCCUGGUUUGUCCAUACUUGCGCAACCAUGAUCUCUCAGAUAUGGCACAGGCGCCUUCUAACAGAAGUAAUGAGGGCAAAAGAAAAAUUUCUUCGCGGAGUUUCUCACCAGCUUCGAACCCCGAUCCAUGGCAUCCUCGGUUCUGUAGAGCUGCUAGCCGAAGAGCUUCUGUUGCAAAAGCCGCGUGAAAGCCAAAAUUCAGCAUCAUUGCUGGAAGCAAACUCGAUGGCCAAGCCUGUGGGAUCAGCCAUCUAUCUAAAAACCAUCAAGUCGGCAGGACGAGAUUUGAUGUCCAUAGUCAACAACAUGAUCACUCUGAACCGGUGGGCUGACAUCGCCAUGACGAAUCGGCACUAUGCUAUACAUACCGUUCAAGAGCUCGAGAUAGAGUUGGCAAAUGAGAUCCGCAAAGCAACUUCAGACGAUACUCGUUACAAGGCCUCUAUUUUCUUUCACCAUGACCCAUCGCUGGAUUGCGUCAGCUUUCAGACCGACCUCGGCCUACUUCGUGAUAGCUUGCUUCAACUUAUAAUUAACGCCAUUCAAAACACUUCAGAAGGCAUUAUAACUGUAACCAUAUCGAUACAGCCGGAUCACCAACAGCUAAUCGUUGAUGUUGAGGACACCGGCCGUGGCAUUCACCCUGACCACCACGAACGUAUAUUUGAGCCUUAUGAAAAGGUUGAAAUGCAUUCAUUGGGUGCCGGGCUAGGCCUGACCCUCGCAUCCAGGUUGGCAGCACUGCUCCACGGGUCUGUCAGCUUGAUAUCGUCACAGGUCAACCGUGGGUCGCAUUUCAGAGCCAUAUUCCAGGAGAUAGAGUGUGUCCGCCUGCCCCUUGCAUCACAGCCCCUUGCUCAGAAACUCAAGGCUUUGCCCUCUAAAUUUUACAGGAUGGCGUCCGGCUCAGACAGCAUAUCGUUGUGCAACCACUUCACUCGAUUUCUGGCCUGGCACGGCUUUGAAUCCUCUGUCAGCCUGGAUCAAUCCUUUGCCAUUUUUGAUUUCGGGUCAGACUUGGAGAAGCGCCGCUCAAAUUUGUCCCAGAUUCCAGUGGGACACAUCGCCAUCUGUCUCGUCCCAGCCUCAGAAAGGGAAAGUUUGUUGGAUCAGACUUCUAAGAACGUAAUAUAUGUCAGCGCGCCGUUUUUAACUUCGACGAUGAGGUCAGUACUCGAAGAAGCAGACAAAUAUCUUUUAGAGAUGAAAACCUCGAGUGCAUGUCUGCCUCGCCCUAGUGAUUCUUCGCUCCAUUCUCUGGAAAUAAAAACAGACCCAACCGCAGAGAAAGAGGUUGAGCCCCCAACCGCUGUAAACGGACAGACAGCUCAGCCAACUACGGGUAGCGCAACUAAUCCUGGCUUAUUAACGCCUCCUGCGGAAUCAUAUUAUGUUGGUUCAAUUCCCACUGCCCUCACAAUCUCUCGGCCUGCGGCACUACUUGUUGACGAUAAUGUCAUCAAUCUCCGCAUUCUGCAGAUGUAUUGCACAAAACGGGGACUACCCUACUGCUGCGCGGCUGACGGCCUGCAAGCUGUGGAACUUUUUUCGCGGCAACAGUCUUUAGCUACUGCUGGCAAGGGAGCAGGGAUCCAGCUGAUCUUCAUGGACCUUCAAAUGCCCGUGUGCGAUGGUUUUAAAGCCACCCAACAGAUACGCCAGCUGGAGAAACAGAACAACUGGGGACAAAGUAUUUUGUUCAUUGUGACCGGCCAAGAUAGCCCGACAGAUAAAACGACCGCGGAGGAUGUUGGUGCUGAUGAAUACUUGGUGAAGCCCGUUGGCAUCAAAGUUUUGGAUCGUAAUGUGGCUCGACAUUUUCCAAAAUUUAAAUAUGGCUAG